Molecule: messenger RNA, 1428 nt
Organism: Tremella mesenterica DSM 1558
Lineage: Eukaryota; Fungi; Basidiomycota; Tremellomycetes; Tremellales; Tremellaceae
Exons: 11
Coding region: 89-1195 (368 amino acids)
Cellular component (GO): plasma membrane
Source: RefSeq, a predicted model, not a curated record
CUUGACUACAACACAUCUUCCACACCGCUUUACUUACCAUAAGUAGCUCCUGCACUUUCCCAGUAAACACUAGAAUCGACGAGACGUGAUGUCCGCACCAGACUACUUGGCUUCAACCAACUCGACCGUUGUCAACAACGGUAAACCCGCUAAUGGAGAAGAGGACCUCCACAGGUAUGUCACCGACGACAUACCUCGUAUUCGUAAGACAAACGUCAAUGGUCUUGACGACCGUGGCAAUCCUCUCAUCACGGUCCAGCCUCUGAGGAAAAACGACAUGCAACCUUCGUACGCUCAGAACCUCGGCACAGGAGGUAUUGAGCACGGCUUCUAUGGAAGCAUGAUGCAAUCCCUCGGUGCGUGCGUAGGAUCUAUCGGGAUGAUCCCAUGUUGUCCAUGCCCAAACCCCUUCAAGAAUGUUGAUCAAGGUUCCGUCGGGUUGGUCAGCCGCUUCGGACAAUUCUACAAGGCCGUGGACCCUGGUCUGGUGAAGGUCAACGUUUGUUCAGAGACCAUUCGUGUCGUCGACGUCAAGAUCCAGCUCACGUCUGUCCCCAGACAGACCGUGCAGACUAAAGACAAUGUAAGCGUUGACGUUGACAGUGUCAUAUGUUGGCAUGUGGUCUCGCCAUACAGGGCAGCAUUUGGAAUCAACGAUGUCAGGUGGGCAUUGGUGGAGCGUGCACAGACCACCCUCAGGCAGGUUGUAGGAGGCCGAGUGCUGCAAAGUGUCAUCUCAGACCGCGAGGGGCUUGCUCAAGAAGUGGCAGAAAUCAUUGAAGCGACGGCCGAGAAAUGGGGUGUUGCUAUCGAGUCAAUUCUUCUUAAAGACAUCAACUUCUCGAUCGAGCUCCAGCAAUCCCUCUCGUCCGCCGCCACCCAGAAGAGAAUCGGAGAGUCUAAAGUCAUUGCUGCCAGGGCAGAGGUAGACGCCGCCAAGCUCAUGCGUCAAGCUGCAGAUAUCCUUGCUUCUCCCGCUGCCAUGCAGAUCAGGCAGCUCGAGGCGUUACAAGCCAUGGCCCGUACCGCAGGGGCGAAAGUGGUCUUUGUGCCUAUGAAUCUCAACACGAUGGGUUCGUCCGGUAUGGACAGCGUGGCUCAACAAAUUGCUGCUUCUGUUCAUGCCGACAACGCCGAAGCUGGUCCUGGUCCUGCCACCAACGCCGGUCUCUUGAGUUCCAUGGCCAAUGUCUGAUUGUUGUUUAAUGGCGUUCGAUCAUCUUUUUGUGUGUACUGCUUGUCUGGGAGUGUAAUAAAUGAGAAAUUGGGCAAUCUGUAAGAUGGGGAGAGGAAUAUAGUACGUGAUAUGCAAUGCUUGUAUCUCAGCGAGACUUGGCCAAAAUAUCUGGGAGCUUUCGCGCGCUAUGUGUAAAGGAAGACAAGUGUCAUAUUAGUCUGAAUGCGAUGAAGUGAUACAUGCAGACAAGC